AUGGAACUAUCUCACCUGUCGACCGAGUCUUUAAAAGACGUGGACCUGUCGCUGACGGACGUGGAAGACCACACCCUGCACGACGUUUCCUCCGUCGACACCGCCCACAGAUACCUCAAGAGCAACGACUCCCACUCCACCUACCCCCCCUUCAACAUGGACGCGCUGGACCACUCCAUCAAAGGCGAUUUCACUCACAAGGCCGAGCCGUGCGAAAGCGACUACACUGGGGACGCGGAAACCACCUUUGGCAGCGACGGCCCCACAGUGGUGUACAAGUCGUACAAGCGACGAUGGUUUGGAAUCGUGGCGCUGGUUCUGCUGAACAUUGUCUCGUCCUGGGGCUGGCUCACGUUCGCCGCCAUCUCCAACCUGGUGGUCGACAAGUUCCACCUCAGCAGUGAAGCCCCUGUCAACUGGCUGUCCACCGUCAUCCUGUUCGCCUUCUGCCUGACCCCUCCCGCAGUCUCCUGGGUGCUUCACAAGUACAAUGUGCGGGGAGCUCUAUUUGUGUCGGGCAUUUUUGUCAUUUGCGGAAACUGGGUCAGAUACGCUGGCUCCAAGACCAACAACUUUGGCGCCGUCAUGUUUGGACAGAUUCUCAUUGGUUUCGGCCAGCCUUUUGCCCUCGGAGCCCCCUCCUACUUCACUGACCAGUGGUUCACCUCAAAGUCUCGAGUCACCGCCAAUGCCCUGGCCUCUCUCUCCAACCCUCUCGGUGGAGCCAUUGCCCAGCUCGUGGGCCCCGCCAUGGUGGCGGCCGACCCCACCCAGUUUGAUAUGUUCAUCCUGGUGACCGCCAUUGUGUCUACCGUGGCUGCUGCCUCCACGCUACUGGUGCCCAAGGAGCCCCCCACCCCUCCUUGUCCCUCUGCCACCAUUGAGAAGCUGCCGCUCAAGGAAUCGCUGUUCAAGCUUGUCAAGUCGCGGUACUUUGUCACCGUCUUCUUCCCCUUUGCCAUCUACGUCGGUUUCUUCAAUGCCUUCUCCACUUUCAUUAACCAGAUCAUGCUGCCCUACGGUUACUCCGAGGAUAAUGCUGGUAUUGCCGGAGCUCUGCUGAUUUUUGUCGGUAUCGUGUUCACCCUCAUCAUCUCCCCCAUUGUCGACCGGUUCCACUUCCAUCUGUGGCUCAUUCGAAUCUGUGUGCCCAUCAUCGCCGCCUGCUACAUCGGAGCCAUCUUCAUGUCCACCAAGGAGGGCGACGACCAGCUUGCAGGCCCCUUUGUUGUCUGCGCCAUUCUCGGAGCAUCGUCGUUUGCACUACUACCCACUUUCCUGGAGCUCAUUCCCGAGCAGACCUCUCCCGUCUCCCCCGCCGUGUCCUCCAAUAUUUUGUGGGUUGGUGGCCAGUUCUUCGGAGCCAUUUUCAUCAUUUGUAUGGAUGCUCUCAAGUACAACGAGACCCAGGGCGAUCCUCCCGGAAACAUGCGACGGGCCCUCAUUUUCCAGGCCGUCAUUGCUUGCGUUGGAGUCAUUCCCAUGCUCUUCAUCCCCGCUCUUCCUAGCAGUCGUAUUGACAUGGAUCGAAAGCGGUAA
Messenger RNA from Yarrowia lipolytica CLIB122, 1539 nucleotides. RefSeq lists its product as uncharacterized. Lineage: Eukaryota; Fungi; Ascomycota; Dipodascomycetes; Dipodascales. Gene Ontology annotation, cellular component: membrane. The record is from RefSeq and is a predicted model, not a curated record. Gene Ontology annotation, biological process: transmembrane transport. Gene Ontology annotation, molecular function: transmembrane transporter activity.